Messenger RNA from Syzygium oleosum, 1089 nucleotides. Its product is annotated as ethylene-responsive transcription factor 4-like. Gene Ontology annotation, molecular function: DNA binding; DNA-binding transcription factor activity. The record is from RefSeq and is a predicted model, not a curated record. The transcript has a single exon. Lineage: Eukaryota; Viridiplantae; Streptophyta; Magnoliopsida; Myrtales; Myrtaceae. Gene Ontology annotation, biological process: regulation of DNA-templated transcription. The coding region runs from base 36 to 710 and encodes 224 amino acids.
CCUUUCGACUGAAUCCGUAGCCUCCGACCAUCAUCAUGGCUCCCCGAGAGAGGCCCAACCCCGUCACCGUCGCCGUCGCCGUCGGCCCCAGGCCCCAGGGCCUCAAGGAGAUCCGCUUCCGCGGCGUCCGGAAGCGGCCGUGGGGCCGCUACGCCGCCGAGAUCCGCGACCCGGGCAAGAAGACCCGCGUCUGGCUCGGCACCUUCGACACCGCCGAGGAGGCCGCCCGCGCCUACGACACGGCGGCGCGUGAGUUCCGCGGCGCCAAGGCGAAGACCAACUUCCCCACCGCCGACGAGCUCGUCGUCGCCGGCGCCGGCGCCGCCCACAGCCCCAGCCAGAGCAGCACCGUCGACAACGCCUCCCCUCCACCGCCGCCGCCGGCGCAAGCCCUGGACCUCAGCCUCGGCGGCUUCCCGUUCGCCGCCGCGUACGCGGCCCCGGCCGGGUGCUUCCCCGUCGUCCCGGUGGCGCGCCCGGUGCUCUUCUUCGACGUCUUCGCCCGCGGGGGCCAGUUCGGGGGCAACGUCGCCAGGGACUGCAAGCCGGGCCGCCCGGCGGCGAGCGAGUUCUUCCCGGCGGUCGGGAUUGGUGCGGUGAAGAGCGAGUCCGAUUCGUCGUCCGUCGUGGAGUCCGACGUGACCCGUCGCAGCAGCAGAUCGUUCCUCGAUCUCGACCUCAACCAGCCUCCGCCGCCCGAGGUGGCUUGAUUUUUUUUUUUCCUCCCGGAGGGGGAGGGUCUUGAUCGGCGGCGGAUUUGCGAGUUUUUCGGUGCGAUUCUCGUUUUCUGCGGUUCGAAGCUGAGGACGGAAAGCGGAUCCAUGUAGAGAGAGAGACAGGGAAACUAGCCUGACAAUUUAAUUUCGGUUCGGCGGUUGACGACGACGACGACAAAAUUAGACGAUGACGACAACCAUGACUUUAGAUAAUAUGUAUAUAGCGAUGAUAAAUUUUUAACUCCAGUUUUUUAGCAACUGGGAAAUCUGCAAGCGUUUCUCAAUUGUUGUAUUAUUCAUGCGUUCUUUUUCUUCCCUGUAAUACAUAUUUCGGAUAUUGAAAAAACGUCAAGAUCUAGUAGUCUUUGUGAAA